Molecule: messenger RNA, 1143 nt
Organism: Nymphaea colorata (pocket water lily)
Lineage: Eukaryota; Viridiplantae; Streptophyta; Magnoliopsida; Nymphaeales; Nymphaeaceae
Product: tRNA-splicing endonuclease subunit Sen2-1-like
Exons: 2
Coding region: 181-1110 (309 amino acids)
Biological process (GO): tRNA-type intron splice site recognition and cleavage; tRNA splicing, via endonucleolytic cleavage and ligation
Cellular component (GO): tRNA-intron endonuclease complex
Molecular function (GO): nucleic acid binding; tRNA-intron lyase activity
Source: RefSeq, a predicted model, not a curated record
UGGCGGAUUUGAAGCGCUACUUGGAAAUCUUCAAUCGCCUACUUAAAAAGAAGGAAGAAAGCUCCGAUCUGAUCUCAGAUCAGUUGUCGGCCUGACUUUAGUUCGAAGAAUUAAGGUCAAAGUUUUUGAAAGAAUCCACGUGAUAUCCUUUUGGGCCCCUCCAAAACUUAAUUUUCUCCUAUGAGAUGGAUUCUGUGUAGACCUCCCCCUCUUUGCUGCGUGAAAGUGGGAAAGACGAAGUCACAGCAGCGGGAGUUCCAUUGCGGCGACCUCUGCUGCUCGAAACCCUCUUCAUCUCCCAGUCGCAGGUUGUUGACCAUGAGACCAAGAUGGAAAGGCAAAGGUUCGGCACAACUUGCCCUUGCUGAUCCCAUGUCCAAAAUUGUUUCAAAGUUGCAAAGCUGCUUGACGGAAUCCAAAAGCUGUGCAUCACUGAGCAAUGAAGUUGUUCUUUGUGAAGCCGAACCAGAACAGGCAGAACUGCUGAACCGGGCAUGCUUUGGCCGUCCAAUGGCAACAGUUGCAAAAGGGAGGCAGUGGUUUCAGUUGGGACUAGAAGAGGCUUUCUAUCUGAGUAAUGCACUCAACUGUCUUACAGUUGUCGGAGAAGAUGGAAGUCCUAAAGAUCCUCAAAAACUUGCAAAAUGUAUGAAAGAUAGGCAGAGCAUGUUUCCAAUGAUGUACAAGGCAUAUUCACAUCUCAGGAUGAAGAACUGGGUCGUGCGCCCGGGCUCACAAUAUGGUGUUGACUUUGUUGUGUAUCGUCACCACCCUGCUCUUGUUCAUUCUGAGUAUGCGGCUCUGGUGGUCUGGGAUGGUGAUGAUGAAUUCGGCAAAGCUAGGAUGCGAGUGUGGUCUGACUGGCAUUGUAUGCUUAGACUUUGUGGCAGUGUUGCUAAGUCACUGUUGGUGCUUAGCAUAUCUGGUGUGAAUAGUUCCAAUGAGUUUCCUGCUUGUUUGGAUGAGUGGACUAUUGAAGAGUAUACAAUAGGGAGGUGGGAGGCCCAGCAGCAUCGAGAGGAUGAAGUUCCUCUUAAGGUUGAAAAUAAAUGUAGGACUUCCUCUUGUGAUUCCAAUGCUUUUCCUGAUCAGAUUAAACAAAACGAAUGAGUUACAGAGAAUGAACGAUUAAACUUCUCUCUC